AAAUUCAGAACCAAAACAAUCACAACGGAGAGCGGAAAUCAGAUACAAACUUUUUCAAAAUUACCCCACAAAUGCAAUGGCUUCGAAAAAGAGAAAUCAUGCUUCGGCGUCGUCCAGCUCUGCAAAGAAAGUAAAAAUCUCCCUGGAGGAAUCCGCCCAUGGGCGGGUUGCCCGAACCGAAACCGGUUCCGCUUCGCUCCUGGAGUUUGUGGCCAUUAAGGAGGAACCGAUUGAGUUGCCACAGCCUGCCGUCGAUCCCAGUCCCAAAAGGCAUUCGAAAAAGUCCGUCGGAACGGCGAAUCGCCUAUCGGUUUGCGAGCUCUGCCUACGGAAGUGUCCUCCGUCGGUGGUUAUCCAGUUUUCGGUUGGCAGAGGGACGAACCUGGGUGAUGGUCUGGAAAAGGUGAGACAGACGUUGGGGAUUCAGCUGGAUCCGAGGCCGUUUAGCGUUUGCAGGACCUGCUGGCAGUUGGUGGAGAUUGUGGCCACUUUUCGGGAUGGCUGUCUGAAGGCGAGGGAUUGCGGAGCUUGUCGGGGUGAAGGUGGCCAGGAUGAGUGGUUUUCUGAGAGGACUUUGGAGGCGAUGGAGCAUGCUUUGGGAGUUGUGCAGAAUAAUUUGGAUUACUUUUGUAAGGAGGAGGAGGUGAGGGAGGAUUCGGACGAGAGUUCGUUCAAUGAUGACGAAUUGGAUGUUAAGGACGAAGAAGAUGCUACUGCUGACGACGAUGAUGAUCUUGACGAGGCAGCGGAAUCUCAAACGGAUCAAGAAGAGUACAACAAAGUUACUGAAAAGCUAGAAAUCUCGAUUGAGAGCCAUCCGGAAGAAAGUGCAAUCACAGUGGCUAAAUCUGAAAAAGAGCUACCAACUGGUCUCACUCCCCUCCCGGUGUUCGAGUGCACCAAGUGUGGCCGCCGGUUCGACUCCAAAAUUGGUCACGGCGUGCACGUGCGCCGUUCCGAAAAUGCUCCGGACGGAAGCUGCAAAAAUUCCGUCCCCCUCGAGUCACCCCACUGCUGCACCGUCUGCCGGCUCUACUUCAAGGCGAAAGGUCUGCUUAAGAGCCACAUGGACAAACAUCUCGGCACCAAGUCGAUAACCUGCCGGAAGGGCUGCGGCAAGAUGUUCUUCACCGCGGCAGUGCAGCGCGUACACGAGUACGGCUGCGGAACCGAACCGGGCCAGCAUCUCUGUCCCCAGUGUGGGCUCAACUUUGCCACAACCAGCCACAUGACCCGGCACAUGACUCAAGUUCACGGCGGCGAAGCUAAGUUUCCCUGCCAGGUGUGCGGCAAGCAGUUCAAAACUCGGGAAGCCAUCACGCGCCACUUGAGCUACUCCCACUCGACGGAGAACACGCUGGCCUGCAAGCUGUGCGACAAGUGGUACAAAAAUCCCGACUCGUUGCGGGUUCACAUGCGACUGCAUACGAACGAAAUGCCCUACGGGUGCAACAUCUGUGGGAAACGGUUCCGCUACGGGCACGCCGUGCGGCCGCACCAGUUGAGGGAGCACGGAGUGGGGCGAACGGAACAGGAAGUGGAAGCGGAAGCAGCUUGUGAGGAAGGUGAAGAGGCGGCGGAGAAGGGCGAUGGGUGGGAAUAGUUUCAAGGUUUAAAGCAGUAAAGUUAGUCCAGUGACUUAGAAAAUAUGAGUUUGAUUUAAUUUAUUCAAUAAAAAAAGAUGCAAAUUUGAACUUUGUUUCAAA
Molecule: messenger RNA, 1706 nt
Organism: Culex pipiens pallens (northern house mosquito)
Lineage: Eukaryota; Metazoa; Arthropoda; Insecta; Diptera; Culicidae
Product: zinc finger protein 120-like
Exons: 4
Coding region: 77-1603 (508 amino acids)
Source: RefSeq, a predicted model, not a curated record